AGCAUAUUCAGUUUGGCAAGGAAGUUGUAGUUCAGAGUGACUCCGAUCAGGUCUUGGACAACAGGAAAAGCCCUCGUCGUAUCACAAUCUCAUAUGCAUGUCUGUGAAGCAGGUAAAACAAUGUCGAGCAGACUUGGCAGAUUUCUGCGAUGUCCCCUGCUUGGUGUCUUGCUGCUAAUGUGCCUGUUUAUGAUCUUAUGCCUGCUCAUGUAUGACAGCUCAUCCAUCAGCUAUUUGACACACCACUUUGGACCAAUCAGACCAGAGCAAAGAGAGGUACUGAUUCUCAUCUGGCAGUGGCCUUUUAACCAGUCAUUUGACCUAGACAUCUGCAAGUUGCAGUUCAACAUAGACGGCUGUCACCUGACUGUUGAUCACGAGUUAUACAGCAAAGCUGACAGCGUGUUAAUCCAUCACCGAGACAUUAACUGGGACUUGUCCAAUUUACCCAAAUCACCACGCCCUUUUCACCAGAAAUGGAUUUGGAUGAAUUUGGAGUCGCCAUCAAACACGGCUAAAAUCCCUGGUAUAGAUAACAUGUUUAACGUGUCGCUCAGUUACAGGCAAGAUUCAGACAUCAGAAUGCCAUAUGGAUGGGUUGUUCCAACCAAUCAGAAGUUGAGAGACUUCAUUCCUCCAAAGAAGGACAAAAUGGUGUGUUGGAUUGUCAGUAACUUUCAGUUUCACCAUCGGAGGGCAAGGUACUACGUCGAGCUCCAGAGGUACCUGGAAAUCCAAACUUUUGGUGGCUCCUUCAACCAGCCUGUUUCUGAGGAAAGUUAUCGAGAAAUCAUUGCUGGCUGUAGAUUUUACCUUUCAUUUGAGAAUUCAGAGCACAAUGACUACAUCACCGAGAAACUUUACAAUGCUCUACAGUUUGGUGCAGUGCCCAUAGUGCUUGGCCCAUCUAGAAAGAACUAUGAGCGUUUCAUCCCCCGAGAUGCAUUUAUCCAUGUGGAUGACUUUCCCUCUGUGAGAGAUCUAGCAAAGUAUCUUCUUCUUUUAAGCAGACAUGAAGCACUGUACUGCCGGUACUUCAACUGGAGGCGAUAUUUUGAAGUGAAAAUCAGCUCUUUCCCAGCAGAGCAUGCUUGCUACAGCUGUGAUUACAUCAGGCAACACAAAGAGUAUCAAGUGCUCACAAAUCUUUACUGGUGGUACUGGGGUGUGAGUGAGGGAUUAGAGGAGCCACGGAAUAUGUUCUAAAACUCCCUUAAACCCGUCAGACUUUAAUCUGCAUACCCUUUGUAUUUUACUGAUUGGUCACACCCUAGUUUGACCCCUACAAGCAGUUUUAUAAAGUCUAAGAAUAUGUAAACUUGAAUAUAACAUAUACUGUAGCUUCACCAUAAAGCCAUUUUUUAUAUAAUUGAUGUAUACAUAACAACGAAGUCCUACUGAAAAUGAAUUUACACCAUUGAUCAUGCACAGUUCUGGGUAGUAACAGAUUACAUGUAAUCUAGAUUUUGUAAUAAAAUUAAGUAAUUGUAAUUAUAUAAAAUUUUAUAAAAUUUUAUUACAUUUUACAUUUUAAAGUACUCAUAAUUAAAGUUACUUUAUUAUUGAACCAUUGAAUGGUAAUCCACACACAAAUGCCAGUCUUAUUGCAUAGUGUGGUAAAGUUAGUUCUAUCGGGAAGACACGCAGGCUUGAGUGAAGUUUGAGAUGCCAUUUAUUUGAUAGAUGUAAAACGGGAGGUGAUGUCUCUCUCUUUGGCGUAGGCCCCGUCCGGCAGUCUGAGGGAUUUGUACCCGGAACCGUCAUAUCCUAAAAAAAAAAAAAAAAAUUGAAAAGAAAAGAGAUAUGAAGGAGAGGUUAAAAAGCCUUAUGGCUUAUUUGAAUACCUCACCUUUUCAAUAACAAACAUUUAACUAAAUAUGAAAAAAGAAAAACAA
Xyrauchen texanus (razorback sucker) is the source of this 1895-nucleotide messenger RNA. Its product is annotated as 4-galactosyl-N-acetylglucosaminide 3-alpha-L-fucosyltransferase 9-like. Bases 94 to 1206 code for a protein of 370 amino acids. The transcript is spliced from 2 exons. The record is from RefSeq and is a predicted model, not a curated record. Gene Ontology annotation, cellular component: membrane. Gene Ontology annotation, molecular function: alpha-(1->3)-fucosyltransferase activity. Lineage: Eukaryota; Metazoa; Chordata; Actinopteri; Cypriniformes; Catostomidae.